GUUACAUUGCGUCGCACAUAGUCCUAAGGAAGUAGCAAAGUAGGAAAUUUGAUCUUUGUAAAUCUCACAAUAGACGUAACAGUGUAAUAAAUGAAGGGAAUUCUUCCCGUACCCCCAGACUAGUUUCACUAUUUCUACAAAUCUAUCAAAUGAAACGCUAGCCUACUUAAUCGACGGACUUCAACGCAAGUCUGACACAUUGCUGCUCCACUGAGUUUGAGUAAGAGGGAGGGAAUUGCCGAACCAUCCAGACGGUGCUCAACAAUUUCAAAAUGCUUCGAUAUUACGCAGUUUUCUACCAGUAGUGUACGUUUAAGCCCAGCUUUAGUAAGAGUUUAUGUAUUCUUGAUACUUUAACAUGGCUUGGAAUUUUACAUUUUUUAUUGUUGUGGAAGAUUUUGAGGUGCAUCAACAACAAAAGAUAUUGGCAGGAACACUUCUCAAGUGUCAAAGAAGUCUUGAUUACAAACAUAUUUUACAUGCAGAAUCAUUGGAUUCACAACAUUUAUUUUUUUCCUAUGUGGAGGACAACAAGGUUUUACCAAUCGAAAGUGAAUAUGUUGAGUAUAUACUUGCAAUUCCUUCUCUUACAAAGAGAUUCAAAGUUCUUCAUGAUAAGGAUAAACUUAAAAGAGCUCUUGCAGCCAGGGUCGGUGAGACUGUUCGGGUGCCUAUAAAAAGAGAUACAAAUGCAGAUGCUGUUUUAAGGUACAAAGGCAACAUUGAAAACAAAGGAAUUUUGUUUGGGAUUGAACUGCUUUCACAUAGAGGGCUGGGAACAACUGAUGGAACAUUUUACAAGACGCGAUACUUCAAAUGUGAAGACGAUUGUGGAAUGUUUUUGCCGUUUGACAAAUUGACCUUUGAUGGAUCAUCAGCAAGUCAUGAUUCUGUGAAGGCUGUUCUAGAGCAGUUUCAAAUUGGAAUAAGAGUCUGUAUCAUUGACAACUUGGUAGAUGGUAGAGAGCAAAAAGUCAUGGGUAAAUUGAGAUACCUGUUUCCUUAUGGAAACACAGGUAGAACUCUAGCUGGUGUAGAAUUGGAUGAACAAGUGGCAAAUUUUAAUUACACUGGAUGUGUUUAUGGUCAAAAAUACUUUGACCCACAACCAAAGGUUGCACUUCUUCCAAUAGAAUGUGUAAUACCAGCUACUCUAAUUGAAGAAUCAGCUUCUUCACCUUCACUUUUGGAAACGCUAAUAGUAGGUAAAGGAGGCAAGAACAAGAAUAAAACACAUGUUGAAGAAUUACCACUAGACACAAAAAUUGAAGAUGAUUUGCUGAAGAAGAUUGCACUGGCUGUUAAUGAAAAGUGGUAUAUAAUGGGCAAAUUGCUUGGAUUGAGUAAAAAAAAACUUCGUGCAAUAGGCAUGAAGCCUGCCUAUUUUGAUGACAAGGCAUUUCGAAUGCUUAAAACAUGGCAAAAAGAUAAUCGGUGUGUGAGAGAUAAACUGGGUUUCAUUGCACGAACACUUGCUUUCAAGGAAGUCGAUAACCAAAAUCUUUCUAAUGAAUUAUUUCAAGGUGUGGACGAUGAAAUUCUGGAAUUUGUUUCCCAAGAGGUUGAUAAAAAGUGGGAUACUCUUGCAAAAAAGUUGGAAGUAAUACCCAAUAUCAUAGAACAAAUUGGUAAAAACUGUAGAGCCAACCACAAUAUAAUGUGUUACGAAGUCUUAGUUAUCUGGAGGACCAACCAACCGCCUGUCUCCGAUAAGGUUUUGUUCCUUGCAUCAGUUCUUAAUCAAGUUGGUUUUGAAAAUGUAGCAACAUUUUUGAUCCAAGGGUUAGAUGAUGAAUUUUUACAGGUGUUAUCUGUUGGGCUUUCAUCAUCAUGGCAGGAUGUUGCUAUAGAGCUUGGCAUGACACAAAAUGAGGUCAACGACAUUGAAUAUGGACCAGUUAAAGACACAUCCAAACAAGCUCAUCAAGCGUUCAUGAGGUGGAAAAAACAACAACCAUCAAGCGUUGAUAAACUUGGAAUUCUCGCCAGUGCUUUGAAAAAGACAGGCCAUGAUGGAUUAGCUCAACAUUUACUUGGUGGUCUUGAGGAUGGAAACAUUCACAAAAUUGCAAUUGAGUUCUUGAGAAAUAAAGUUGGUAAACAAACUUUGUGUACAACACUGAACUUCAAGGAAUCACAUUUGAGAUAUUUUGAGCGAAAGUUUUUAAGUGAUUUUGCGCAAAUGAAAGCCAUGAUGUUUGCCUGGAGGGCUCAGUUAAUUCAUACUAAGGAUAAAAAACAGGAGUUAAUAAAGUUACUUGGCAAUAAUGGUUUCACAGACAUCCUCAAAAAUGUGUUUCCAGGAUCAAAUAAAUUAUCAACUUUUACUGAGGUUCAGAGCGAAACAAAUAAGCAUCAGUUAAUCGAAACUGACAAGGAACUAAAACUCAUAUCUCUCAAAUUGUAUGGAAACUGGAUAAGGUUUGGGAAAUUAUUUGGUUUUCAAAUUGAAGAGCUACGUGAAAUUGAAAGAAAUUUCUCACAAGCAACACAUGCAUGUCUAGAAAUGCUCAAGAGAUGGAGGGACUGGAAGAAAGAUACUGAGGGAUUCAAAGCAACAAUUGAUGCAUUAAAAAGCUAUGAUGGAAUGGAGAUUCCUGCAGAGAUUUUGGCUAGAGGGCCUGAUGCAUGGCACACAUUUAAAGCCGCCCGAGAAGAGGGAGAAAAAGACUUCAACUUAUUUAGGCUUAAUGUGAUAGGCCAAGAAAAUGUUGGGAAAACUUGCUUGAUUGAUUCGACAUUAGGACAUAAGUAA
This is a messenger RNA of Anneissia japonica, 2755 nucleotides long. RefSeq lists its product as uncharacterized. Gene Ontology annotation, molecular function: protein binding. Gene Ontology annotation, biological process: signal transduction. Lineage: Eukaryota; Metazoa; Echinodermata; Crinoidea; Comatulida; Comatulidae. The transcript is spliced from 12 exons. The record is from RefSeq and is a predicted model, not a curated record. The coding region runs from base 359 to 2755 and encodes 798 amino acids.